AUGCCCGACAUAGACAAGGAGAACACGCCCUCCCCACCGCGCCAGGCACACAGGGCGCGCAGAGAGGUCAUCGCGGAGUUCGGGCACGGCCGCGCGCGCCUCCGGGUGCGCCCGGUGGGUGGCACACAUACAGGCGAGAGGCGGACGCCCGAGGCCCCGCCCGGGAUCGUGCACCCGCUGCGGCGGGCGGUGCACGCGCGGGACGUGGAAGGGGGAGCGGGGAGUGGGGAGGAGAGGGACACAAGCAAUGGGAAUGCGGAUAAGAGAGACAACUUGAAGCCUGAGGGGACGGAGAAGGAGCCGCAGGCGAAAGAGCUGGUGCGCCGGGUGGACCCAGCGCCGGUCACGAACCAGCGCUCAAGCGGGGAACGAGACUGGGGCGGCCCGUGGGAUCGCCCGCGCGGUUCCACUGGGCAGCCCAGCAACCUGAAUCGUCCGUGGCUGACGGUCCACGUCGCUCCGCAUGCUGAUCCCAACCCCGUGCAGCCAGCCCCGCGAUUUAGGAACGGCAUCGGCGGCGGCGGGUGGCAUAACCCCGCAGCGAACCAAUUGCACCAAAACCAAAACAACACAGACUACACCCAUUUCCAGACCCACGCCCCGGCACCCCAGGCGCAGCUGCCCUUCCCGCACAACAUCCCGCGCAACUUCCUGCGCGACAUGCCAUUGCCACUCUCAGGGGCCCUGUCGCUCCCGGCGUCCCCGCCCUUCCCGCCCUUCCCCGGCGCGCCCCCGUUCGCCCCCGGAGCGCCCGUCAACUUCGACGACAGCUACAUGGACCCGGAGCCGGGCGCGUACGAGGCGGUGCUCCAGCGGUGCGUGCAGUGCGGGUACUUCAACUGCCAGGCCGUGCGCACCCUCGGCGCCGUCCCGUGCCCCCUCGACACCCAGCCCCAGGCCCCGGCGCAGUAUCAGCCACAGAUGAGUCCCCGGUUCGGAUGCGGGCCGCGCAGCCCGCGCUUCCCGCCCCCACCGCACAUCAACGCAGCGGACGCGUACGAGCCGCCCCGCCGGUACACCGUCCCGACGCUCCCCGGCCUCGCGUCGCCGCACCUUCUCCACCAGGCCGCGCCGCCCGCGCAGAACCAGCCCGUGACCACGCCGUACGGCCCGCCACCGGCCCCGGCCCCGCAGCAGCGCCGCCGGCUGUCCGUCCCGGAGGCCGUCCGCGCCGCGGCGAGCCGGUUGACUACCGCUCGGCCUCCGCCGCCGCUCGUUCUCUCGGCGCCGCCGGCCGAGGCUAUUGGACCCGCCGCCGUGGCUCCAGCUGUCAUUCCGCUUCACCAGCUGCGGCCCGCGCCGCGGCGCCGUGUGGCCCUGCGGCCCCCGCGCCACGCCCUCCGCUUCGCACAGCCGCCGCCCCCGCUGGUCGCAGGGACGCGCCUCUACCCGCACCUCGCGAUCCCGCGCGCGCCGAACGCCGCCGGGUGGACGCACGCGAACACGGGCGGGUGCCGGCUCUUCCGCCUCGGCGUGGCGCACCUCGCGCCCGUGGAGGGGAAGGAGGAGAAGGAGGCGUAG
Mycena indigotica is the source of this 1521-nucleotide messenger RNA. RefSeq lists its product as uncharacterized. Lineage: Eukaryota; Fungi; Basidiomycota; Agaricomycetes; Agaricales; Mycenaceae. The record is from RefSeq and is a predicted model, not a curated record. Bases 1 to 1521 code for a protein of 506 amino acids. The transcript is spliced from 2 exons.